AUGCUCGCGGCAGGAAGGCGGACCAUCACAACAGCGACUGCCAGCCGUGCCCUCGGCACUACCAUCCAGCGCCAGCUCUCCGGUGCCAAGGAGGCUCUGAGCGAGAUGUGGCGCGGGCUGGUGAGCUUGUAUCGCGAGACUCAGGCAAGCCGCCCGGCUCGGCGGGCGCUCAAGGCCUCGGCCGAUGGCGCGCGUAGUCUUUCCUGGCACCAACUCGAGGCCAUCAAGCGGAACAAUGCCGAUCUGCGGGCCCUGCUUCCCUUUCUGAUUGUCCUCAAUGCGCCCGGUGGCUUGAUCCUCGUCCCGGCCUUGGCCAAGCUCAUGCCCUCCUUCCUCCCGUCGACCUUUCUGACAGAGGCCCAAGCCGCCACCGUCUACGCCGCCCACGCCAAGCUUCGUUCCCGCUGUGCCUCGCCCAUCGCGGCCUACUUUCGUGGCGCGGCUACCUCGGAUCGCGCCGUCGCAGACCUGGUCUUCGCCGCCCAGGCCGGUGCUUUUGCCUCGCCGGCCAAGCUCGCCGCCGCCCUCGCCUCGCUCCCGGAGGCAUCGCAGGCGAGGCUGACCUUUGAUACCCUUCCGGACUCGCUACUCCCACUAGCCGCCCAGUACGCUGGUAUCUCUUCGCUCCGCACCCGUUUCCUCUCGCGCCCGCGGCUGGAGGCUGCUCUCGCUGCAAAGUACGCCCAGCUCGAGCUGGAGGACGUCCUGCUCGCAGACACCAUGAUGGACGACUCGGACGAUAUCCCGCCGCUCACUCUUCAUGACCUCCGCACAACGUGUGACGAGCGCGCCAUCGACGCCUCUGUCGACGAUGACCGUGCCUCGCUGCUCAAGUCGCUCACAGCCUGGCUCAACUACACGCCCUCGCUCUACGACGCCAUCCCCGAGCUCGGCGAUGCCGGCCCCGUCACCAAGGGCGACCUCAAACGCAUCCACCAGUUCCUCUACGGCACCGACGAUCUUCCCAAGCCCGACACUCCACACCUCGUCUUUUCAUUCCAGGUCCUCUCCACUAUCAACGCCCUCUCGCGCCGCGUCUAG
This is a messenger RNA of Thecamonas trahens ATCC 50062, 1041 nucleotides long. RefSeq lists its product as uncharacterized. Lineage: Eukaryota; Apusomonadida; Apusomonadidae. Gene Ontology annotation, molecular function: ribosome binding. The record is from RefSeq and is a predicted model, not a curated record. The transcript is spliced from 2 exons. The coding region runs from base 1 to 1041 and encodes 346 amino acids.